Messenger RNA from Microbotryum saponariae, 1395 nucleotides. The record is from the annotation of a GenBank genome assembly. NCBI's taxonomy places the organism in Eukaryota, Fungi, Basidiomycota, Microbotryomycetes, Microbotryales, Microbotryaceae.
AUGGGUACUCACAGCGUUGAGUUGACCUUGAACAAGACCAACAUUGCGCAGAGCCACUCUUACCCGCCAUUCCGGCUCGUCAACCGUGUCUACGGUAGCUACGAGUACACCUCAACCAUCACCAUUAGUUGGGUUCCAGGUUACGGGCAGUUCUCAAUCAUCGAUGAACCAUCUAACACGGGGCACUCUUCUUCAAUACUUCGCUCUCUGUUGCCGGGGCCGGAUGCGACACUCGGUUUCGAAGUCACAUCCUUGACCCGCGCCGGCGAGCACGGUCCAUACGGGCCACCACACAUCUCAUGGGAGGGCAGUCUCAAUUAUGAGGCAAUAUCCCGAUACAAAUGGACCGUGGAAGCUUCCCACCUGAUCCAAAUCUUGGAAGACACCCCAGGACAGACUCUCAACCUCCUCCUGACGAUCAGUAUCUACCAUAGAGAUUCGAAGUACUCCCCGGCCUGUAUUGGCAAGCGACUGCAAGACUACGAACGGUGUCUCAUUGCGUCCGAGCAGACCAAAGCUGAGCUUGCGGGUAAGUUACAAGAAUCGCGUGAAGCAUGCACCAAAACUCUCAUCACGUUGAUAUUGUCGACCUGUGCUCACUCACACAUUGCAGAUGCUCGGCUCAAGCGACACCUCCACGAUCUUCGCUUCAUCUUUCGCCCUUCGAAUCGGAUUCUUUACGAGAACGCGCAAUAUCUUCGCUCGAAAUGCUCCUACUUCGACGAUCUUCUGAGCUCCACCUUCAAUGAGGCGCAGAAACGAGUUGUCGGCGACGAGGAGACGUGGUCCGAUUCAACGAUGCCGCUCGCCUCGGAACCUUCCUCCAUCACGUGCCAUGUCCCCAUCCACACGAUCGUGAUCGACGAGGAGCGCAGCGAUACCUACGCCUCGUACAAUACCGUGCUUGACUGGGUACAUUGCCAACAAGCCACUUUUGGAUCAGUCGAAAUCUCCCGCGCGGAGGUCCAAGCCCACCCCCUCGAAGCACCUUUGCAGAACAGCCUGGUCGACGACUCGCUCGACAAAACUUCAGAACGCGGCUCGUCUCUUCCUCCUACGACGCCAACGGUUCCUUCGGCCGAAGGCGUCUAUAGGCUCUGUGAUCGUCUAGGUCUCUCUGAGCUCCGGAACUUUGCUUUUGGCGCUUUCAAGUCAGACAUGACGUCGUCCCAAGCGCCCUACCUCUUGUUUUCAACUUUCUCGUGCGACUUUAAGGAGGUUGCCGAGUUUUGCAUCGAGUAUUGCGCUACGCAUUGGUCCGAGGUGGACCAAGCGCCCGAGAUGGAACACAUACGCUCUUUGAUCGAACAAGAUCAGUUGGCGAUUGGGGCGGCCGAAGGAGCCCGGUUGUUGUCUCGGCUCUUCGUUCGAGUGAUGAGCAAAAAUUCAGGAUGA